Molecule: messenger RNA, 1359 nt
Organism: Pyrenophora tritici-repentis Pt-1C-BFP
Lineage: Eukaryota; Fungi; Ascomycota; Dothideomycetes; Pleosporales; Pleosporaceae
Source: RefSeq, a predicted model, not a curated record
AUGGCUGCCAAGCCUAGUUCUCAACUACUCCAAUUGCCGUUGGUUAUUCUUCGCAUUGUCGUAGAAGAUAAUGCCUACUCCAACUUUCGCCUCGUCUCAAGAACAUGCCGUAAUAGGUCCGAGUACUUGCUCUUCCGCAACAUUACGAUCGAUGAUCGCACCGCCGUUAGUCAAAGCCAGUCAACAAAAAUACUAGAGAAGCUCAAGGAUAGCAAUGGGGUCACUGGAGAGUAUAUCAGACAUCUAAAGAUAGGCCCUUUUAAGGACGAGGACAGGUUUGAGAUAGAAAUCUCGCCAAUGCUAGUGGGUAUUCUAAAGAACGCCCACAGCCUGCAGGACCUCACCUGGAGCAUGAAUUGCGCGCCUCUACCAGUCAUGCUCGAUUCAUUUCACGAAUGGCACCCUUCGGCACAUCUGCAUAUGAUACUCCGAAAUCGCAAAUUCAACCCCCUCAGCCGCGAUAUACUUUCUUCUCCUCAACUGUACACCCUUGACACCGAAGUUUACCGAAUUAUGCCCGAUGACACUGAACGGUCGUUGAGUGAGCUGUCUUUGAUUAAGAAUAGCAUAGCUCCCAGUCUACAAGUCCUGCGUCUUUCAUCUCGCGGUGUCCACGCAUACCCACAACGUGCGCAAUUUGAGGGCUGGGAAAUUAUCAAACACAGCACAUUCAAUUUCGACUUCCAGCCCGGCGACCGCUUUCCUGCACUCUUGGAGUUGGCCCUGGAGGAUGAUGAGUUCAUCUUAUCAGAGGAAAACUGCGAUCUAUGGGCGCGCGCAACAUCCUGGGAACGACUAGAGCGCCUGGAUCUCUACAGGGGCGCGCCGCGCCAUUUUUUCGCUUCCCUCACUAACCGCUCUACCAACCUCAAGUAUCUCAGAUUCUACAUCAACUCGCCGACCUCCAAUCGAACAUGGGAUCUUCAUCCUUUGGAAACUGGACUUCUCGUUCUAGCAAAAUUCUUUGCUUCUACUGCAUCCCUCCACACUCUCGACUUCGGUGUGCAAGAUCUUGACGUUCUGGCGCGCACUUUACGCGUCAUACUACAGAAUCUUCAUGGCAGUUUGCGAAACUUGACGAUAACGAGCAGUGGAGGUGGCAACUAUUCAGGUCCCAUCGAUUUCAUACCAGGAAUGUUGGCCUGGGAUCUGGAGCACUACAUGGAAGUGCUUGAGCUAGCACCUGGGUUGGAGCAUCUGGACGCGCGAAUUGGCGAGGAUGCAGUUGUGGGAGAUUGGAAGGGUAGGGAAUGCUAUGCGGAUUCUGGGAAGAAAUGGAAGACUGCGGAAAAGAAGAUCAAGAGUAAACCGAAGGAGAAGAAACAGCGGUCCAAGAAAGCGCAGAAGUUGGUGUGGUAG